This is a messenger RNA of Stegastes partitus (bicolor damselfish), 881 nucleotides long. It is a transcript of the gene mtrfr, whose product is annotated as mitochondrial translation release factor in rescue. The transcript has 2 exons. Bases 162 to 671 code for a protein of 169 amino acids. The record is from RefSeq and is a predicted model, not a curated record. Gene Ontology annotation, biological process: translational termination. NCBI's taxonomy places the organism in Eukaryota, Metazoa, Chordata, Actinopteri, Pomacentridae. Gene Ontology annotation, cellular component: mitochondrion. Gene Ontology annotation, molecular function: translation release factor activity.
ACACCGCGGCUCCUGAUUGGAUGAUAGCUGACAACAGCGAAGAAAACACGACUGGCUGUGACCGUAAGACAGAAAUGCAAUGAUAUGAAGUUUUUUGUCAGGGAAUUGAGAUAAUAACUGACAUUUCUGUAUUUGGAAGACAAUAAACAAGAUGUAGUGAGAUGUCGGGGCUUGUUCCGUUCCUUGGCCGUGUGUACACGCUGUCCAGUCGGGUCCUGUGGAGAGCUUCUCCCGGUGUCUCUCCGCUGCUCAGACCGCUACCAACUGGGCUGACAUGUGUUUUUACAGUCGGUAAAAAAGACCUGACAGACCUUCCAGCCCUGAUAGAGGACGAGCUUGAAGAGCAGUUUGUGAGAGGAUCUGGACCCGGAGGGCAGGCCACCAACAAAACCAGCAACUGUGUGGUGCUCAAGCACGUCCCUACUGGGAUUGUAGUCAAGUGUCAUCAGACCAGAUCUGUGGAUACAAAUCGAAAACGUGCACGGGAAAUUAUGAGAGAGAAACUUGAUGUUGCAUAUAAAGGAGACCUCAGUGAAGUCCUUGUGAAGAAGAAAGAGUCUGUGCAGAGGAAGCAAGAAAAGAGGAAGAAAGUAAAUGAGAAUCUGGAGAAAAAAAGACAAUUUAAAGAAGCACUGGCUACAGACUCCAAACCUGGAAAUGACACUGUAUAAAAUGUCUGUGUGGAAAAUGGAAUGAAGAUAAAAUUCUUGAAUGAUCCUGUAUGUUACGUUCGAAAAGACUCGACAACAAAAUCUGGAAAGGUACUUUUAUCAGUAUCCAAUCCAAGCAUCCUUUUAUAUUGCAUCAUUCAUGCAAAGUUGCAAGAUGUGCAAUGCAAGACGAAGGGAUUUUUAAAAUAAAAUAAAUAAAAACAAAGAACA